Molecule: messenger RNA, 1236 nt
Organism: Lineus longissimus
Lineage: Eukaryota; Metazoa; Nemertea; Pilidiophora; Heteronemertea; Lineidae
Exons: 1
Coding region: 1-1236 (411 amino acids)
Biological process (GO): proteolysis
Molecular function (GO): aspartic-type endopeptidase activity
Source: RefSeq, a predicted model, not a curated record
AUGAUUGGGAGUAUUCACCUGGCUGACAGCAGCCUCUAUUUGAGUGGUAAGGUGAAUGACCAAUCAACAUCCAUGCUUUUGGAUACUGGAGCAGUAGUGACACUCAUCAGUAGUGAUCUAUGGGACCGUCUCGAUUCGGCCAAGAAACCCCUUGAACCUGCAAUGGGAUCCCUGAUGUCAGCCACCAAGGAAGACUUGCAGAUUUUGGGAAUCGUUGAUGCUGAUCUGCAGAUAGGAUCCAUGGUGUACUGCCAUCCGGUGGUGGUGGUCGAGAAGCUUAGCCACUCUCGUCUGUUGGGAAGCGAUUUCUUUUUCAAACACCAUUGUACUAUUCGUUAUGAAACGGCGACAUUGGAGGUUGGUAAGGAAGAGAUCCCACUACGACGCCAGAGGUACGAACCGAAAAUGUGUAGAGUCAUUCUCGGGAAGUCUCUGAGGAUACCAGUACAGACGGAAAUGAUUGUGCCAGGGAAGCUCGCAAGAGGAGGUGAGGCAAGUCACCUGAUGCCAGGGAUGAUAGAAGCAAGAAAGAGCCCGACGUCAUUCACAACCGGGCGAACCUUGGGAAAAUCAGGCCAUGGGAAACUUCCCAUUCGUGUGGCCAGCUUCACAGACAGCCCUAUAAGGAUAAGGACCAAUCGAACAUUGGGAUGGUUUCACCCAGUCACGGAAAUUAGUGGACACCAGGAUGACGAACAUGUCGAGGCCAGGGAGGAUGGAGAGGAACAGGAACACUUGGCUGCAGCUGAUCUAGCAGCAACCAGUGCUGGGACGCCUGGUAACCCAGAUCCUGUAGACUCUUCCAUACGCAGACAGGGACUGGCUCCAGCUUCCAUAGCAGCAACCAGUGCUGGGACGCCUUGUUCCCCAGACCCUGUGCAAUCUAGGGAGCGACCGGAAAGGCUGAGGAAAGUGCUCGAGAAGUUGGAAAUUGAGGACAUAAAUCUAACCGGAACUCAACGUGCCACGCUGAUUUCGCUCAUAGAGGAAUAUCAGGAUAUUUUCUCGAUGGAUGAUCUGGAUAUUGGGCAUACUACAGUGGUUGAACAUCGGAUAGAUACAGGAGAUGCCAUCCCGAUAAAGCAGAGGCCGCGGAGGGUAUCACCUCACCAACAAUGUUUCGUUGAUGAGACAACCAAGGACCACUUGGACAAAAAUCUCAUAAAGGAGUCUAUGGGACCAUGGAGCUCGCCUAUUGUACUAGCUAGGAAGCAUGAUGGGAGCUAUCGUCUGUAA